CGGCUCCGGCUCCGGCUCCGGCUUGGGCCUCGCCAGCGCCUUUUCUGGCGGCAAGAAGGGCUUGGCCUACAACUCUGCCAGCCUCGUUACUCCCUUCAUCGGCGCCUCGGGCGUCGGCUGGGCAUACAACUGGGUCUCCGGCUCCGCCGGCCUCGCAUCGGGCAUCCCAUACGUUGCCGAGCUUCACGACAUGACUGAGACGUUCACGUCUGUGUGGAUGGAGCAGGCCCAGGCCGCGAUUGAUGCCGGCACGGAGUAUCUGUUCAGCUUCAACGAGCCCGAUAUUGCGUCGCAGGCCAACCUUUCCCCCGAGGCCGCCGCCGCGGGAUGGAAGCAGUACAUGGAGCCGUUCGCCGGCAAGGCCAAGCUUGUCGCGCCCGCCGUCUCCAACAGCGCCACGCCCGGCCAAGGCCUCUCGUGGCUCUCGGCAUUCAUGGCCGCCUGCGACGGCUGCACCUUUUCCGCCGUCAACCAGCAUUGGUACGACUCGACGAGCAACGACAUCAGCUACUUCCAGCAGCAGAUCUCGCAAGCCGCCAGCCAAUCCGGCCUGCCCGUCUUCGUGGGCGAGUUUGGCUUCAUCGGCGACGACACCGAGAUUGCGUCGGCGCUCACGCAAGCCAUGGCCUGGAUGGACGGCGAGGACAGCGUGGUAGGCUACGCCUACUACUUCCUCAGCGACGGCUUCUUGCUCGAUGGCACUACUCCAAGUCCCUACGGUCUUGCAUACUUGGCGUAGAUGUCGUACGCGUUGGAGAUGGAAUGAUUGGGGUAGAGGGCAGCGGAUGUCUACAGUAGCUGAAGGGAAGCGAUUCUUGGAAGACGUGAUUCUUUGUUUCGUGACCAGCAUUGCAGCAGCUUCUUACGUUUCUUGUAUAUCUAUUCCACAGCGGCAUAUUCAAACGUCGAUGUUUCUGGUAUGGUCAUGUUGCAGCACGUUUCGUCUGGGUGAUUAGAUGAAGCGUAGCGUGAUAAAAGCGUUCGAUAGAUUGUGCGAUGGUGAUGCGGAUGCUUGCAGGCACUAUGUCUUUGUCGUUUUAUUAUUAUACACACAGUGGAGAGGGCAGGUCCAGGCCGGCAUCAGCAGGGAACUUCCCAGCUACCCCCGUGCCCGUCUGCAGCGGCCUCAUUUGCGGGUUGAUGAUUAAGGUUGGAUCCGUGGUUCAAUGCGCAUUGAACCGGCCAACCUCACUAGCAUCCACCGCAGCCAAGCUCGA
This is a messenger RNA of Neohortaea acidophila, 1217 nucleotides long. RefSeq lists its product as uncharacterized. The record is from RefSeq and is a predicted model, not a curated record. Gene Ontology annotation, cellular component: fungal-type cell wall. NCBI's taxonomy places the organism in Eukaryota, Fungi, Ascomycota, Dothideomycetes, Mycosphaerellales, Teratosphaeriaceae. Bases 191 to 739 code for a protein of 182 amino acids. Gene Ontology annotation, biological process: fungal-type cell wall polysaccharide metabolic process. The transcript has 3 exons.